AUUCUCCAUCGUCUCCACUGUUUCCAUCACCCCCAUCACCUCCAUCGUCUCCAUCGUCUCCAUCACCUCCAUCGUCUCCACCCACUCCUCCCAUGCUCACCGAGGAAGCCCAUGCGUCUCUCGCCAAGCACAAUCUCCUUGCUGUCCUGGCUGCCAGCGAUGUCUUCCUCAGCGCUAUCGAUCUGCCGACUCUCGCCAGGCUCCUCCGAUUGAGUCGCCAGGCCAAGUCGCUUCUGGACUGCUACUCCGUAUGGUCGAAUGUGCUCUCCCCUGCGCUUCAAUCUCUCGUACUUUCCAACGACAUCCGCUAUUUCGAGUCGUUUGAUCUUCACGAACUCCUCUUUGAUGACAUUGAGGCCUCGGUUGAUCGCAAGGUCGUUCUCCAGGGCUUGCACUGCUAUCUCAAUCGCUCAAAGUCGUUCCUUCCCCGAUCCUUCUCGGCCCAUCAAAAGGAGCUGCAGCUCUGGUGGGCCGUCUACGAGAACCCAAAGCUCCACGAAAACGUUGCCAGCGUCUGUCGAAUCUGCCGUCGCGCACCUUCAUACGUCCCGGCCGCAAAGUAUACCCUUGUAAACGGCCGCAAGACAGGCGACGAAUUCACGGACGAGGAGCAGUUCGAGCUGCUCGAUGGAGCCUAUAUCCUCGAUACAAUCCCCAAGAUGCACACGGAACUCCUGAUCGUCAUCCGGUUCGCCCGCCCACACCCACUCUUUCUGCCCGAGCAGCUUGCCGGGCUGUUGCCGCAUGAGCUGCACUAUCUCAGGUUCUCUUUUCCCUGCGACGUGCUGCUCUAUGACUGCACCUUCACCACCCUCUCUGGCUGGCCUCGGUCGCUCGACAACAUUACCGGAUUGGAGGUCAAGCGGCUGCGGCCCGGACAAGCGGCCUGGGACUGGAACCAGAUGCCGUGGCUGGGGGUUCUGGAGGGUCUAACUCCGCCGUCGUCCAUCGAAAGCCUGGCCGGGAUUCCAUCGCAUUUGUCCAAGCUGUCGACGCUGGACCUGUCGGGGUGCUCCAAGAUCACCACGCUGGCCGGACUGCCGUCGCCCAUGACCAAUCUCAGCCGGCUCGGGCUGCCUCCGCUGCUGGCGAAUCUUGCGGACCUCCAGACGCUUGCAGCGACCAUCAAGAGCCUCGACAUGUCUUGCUGCGAUGCGUUCGUUGAUCUGGAGGCACUUCCUGCCUUGCCGGCUCUCACCUCCCUCGCGCCGUCACGAUCGAUUGAGCGACUCGCGGGCCUCUCGAUUUGCGCCAACAGCCUCGAGCGGCUAGAUAUGGGCUCAUGCCAUCGGAUCGAGAGCCUGCAUGAUAUGCCGCGAUCCAUGCCGGUGCUGGAGACGCUUUUGCUUCCGCCUCGGCUGCGGACCUUGGAGGGGUUCCCUGAAGGACUCGACCGGCUCACAUUACUGAACAUGGAAUAUUGCUCGGAACUGACGACCCUGGCGGGAUUGCCGUCGCUCAGCAGCCUGCGGGACAUGACGGUCCCCCCAUCGAUCGAGACUCUCGAGGGCAUGCCCGCCUCGUUGGAAUCCCUGUGGAGACUCAACGCGGCCAAGAGCAGCAAGCUCAAGAGCCUGGUUGGUCUGACCCGCAACGCCCCGCAGCUGAGCAACUUGGUGCUGCCUUUGUCGAUCCAGAGUCUGGACGGUAUCGACCCGGUAUCCUAUCCGAGGCUCAACUCCAUCACGCUCCCUGUUUCUCUGAGUCAGGAGCCUGUAGGGCUGGAGCUGGGGCGCUUGGCUCGGCGGUCUGGCCGGUAUAUUCAUAUCGAAUUUGCCGCUCCGGACCACUACCAGUAUAAAUGAAUACCCCUCCCGCAGGCGAAGGCGGAGAGAGGGUUUGGUAGCCGGUGCCCCAAAGGCACUCCCGGAAUGUGCAGAUCGAAUGCCUGUGGUAUCCGGAGAAGCCACAGCUGGCUGCUUGCUUGCUUGAUUUGCUUGCGGGUUUGUUGUCAUGAAGGCCGUGGCUGA
Messenger RNA from Polychytrium aggregatum, 1970 nucleotides. RefSeq lists its product as uncharacterized. The coding region runs from base 93 to 1805 and encodes 570 amino acids. The transcript has a single exon. The record is from RefSeq and is a predicted model, not a curated record. NCBI's taxonomy places the organism in Eukaryota, Fungi, Chytridiomycota, Chytridiomycetes, Polychytriales.